Messenger RNA from Heterocephalus glaber (naked mole-rat), 6046 nucleotides. RefSeq names its product tweety family member 1 (gene Ttyh1). Gene Ontology annotation, molecular function: volume-sensitive chloride channel activity; intracellularly calcium-gated chloride channel activity. Gene Ontology annotation, cellular component: smooth endoplasmic reticulum membrane; plasma membrane. The record is from RefSeq and is a predicted model, not a curated record. Lineage: Eukaryota; Metazoa; Chordata; Mammalia; Rodentia; Bathyergidae.
GGCCGGGACCCCGAGUCCUGGGGCCGGGGGAGGGGGCAGGCCAGCGGGGCGCGGGGUCUCGAGACCUGCCCAGAGCCGUGCCGGGGGCGUCCAGGGAGGACCCUUCCCCCACAGGACGGAGCAGGCGAGUGUGCCCCAGAUACGGCGCGCCCGGAGAGUGGACCUGGUGCCGUGGGGAGGAGGAAGGGGCGCCGAUCCGCCGAGGAGCAGGACCCGGAAUGGGGAGGGGCUGGGGCGUCCGGGACGAAGGGGCGGGCGUCGGGGAGACCUGGGAAGCGGGGCCCGGGAAUGGGGCCCGGCGGCAGCUCCAGCGGGGAGCGCUGUCCCCUGACCCAGUUUAACGCAAGUCUUUGACUUUGAGAUUAGUGAGCGGCCGGACGGGCCGCCGGGCGCGGCUGGGGUGCGGGGCGCAGUUCAGCGGCCGGGUCGUCCAGGACAGGGCCUCCGCGAGGCAGCGCCACGGCCGGCCGCGCUAUGUGGGUCAGGGCCGCGCAGUCGCGCUCCCGCCUCUGCCUCCGCGCGCCCGGUCACGCUCACGGCGCUUACACAGCGCCGCCUCCGCCGCUUGCAAGCUCAGCCCGGCGCCCCCCGCAUCCAGGGGCCCGGCCAGGCGAGGUGUGCUCAGCUCGGUGCACGCAGGGCCCCGGCCGGGACACGGGACACCGCCGUGUGCGCAGGGUCAGGGCCACAGGGGCACACAGUCGCAUAACGCACUCACACACACGCAGUCACCUGUGCUUACACAUCCACUUGUGAGUAUACACGUACGCACGCACUCGUGUGCACGCACACCGCUCACUCACGUGUGCACAUCACAUGCAUGCAUAUAUACACACCUGCAUGCAUACACACACAGGAAUGUACACACAAAUACGUGAACGUACACAGUACACACACACCUGACACAUGUCUGCUACACUCCCACAUACACCUACAUGCUUACACACGUGCUAAUGCACACCUAACAUGCACGCACUUGCACACAUUCACAUUCAUUUACAUCCACAGUCCCACAUUCACACAUGUACACGCUCACACAGGACACAAAUAUUGACUCUUAUUUGCACAUGCUCCCAUACAGGCACACAACAUACACACUCAUACACUUGUGCUCAUUCUCAGCCUCCCAAACACACACAUGCCACCAGGCCCCACCCACAGACUCGGGAGCUGUGCCGGGAACACACACAUGCCCUCCAGAGUGCUCCCCUGCAGCCUCCGCGCCAUGACACACACACUCACGCUCACACGUGGGUCUCCCCAUCGCAUGGCAGCAAGCUCAACGACAACACAUAAUCCCCCAGGCAGAAGCACACCUCACACACUGGGACACACGGCAGACUGGGGGCGGUUAGGGGAGGGAGCCCCCUCCCUCUGUUCAUGCCCAGGUCACCAGGCAGACCCCGCCCCACUCCGGGCCUCUGGUGGACAGGAACACAGGAACUGUCAUCUGCCGGGCGGGCUCCGGGCUCCUGUGGAUUGUGACUCUGCCUGUCUCGGUGCUGCUGUUGCCCUCUCCACUCCAUCUCUGUCUCUUCUUCCCCUCCCUGUGCUCACUCUUCACCUUCCGCCCCCAUCUCUGAGUGCACACACACGCGUGCUCACACACACAGGCACACUGGCUGUCACAGAGCACGCUGUCCCCACGCCCCCCGGUCCCUGGGGGAGACUCACAGUGGUGGGCGUGUGAGCUCAGCAUCAGGGGAGCAGGGAGGAGGGAAGAGGGAGCCUCCGCCCACCCCGCAGGGUUGGGUGUGCCCACUCCAGACCCCACACCUUCGGGAGCCUCGGCAGGCCUGUGGGAGACCUCCUCUCCCAGGGCCUAGCUGCAGGGGAGGAAGGGGAGGCCCAGAGAGGGGAAGGCCCUGAUGCUGGUGGCGGCCUUGGCGGGCCUGGGCCUGGCCCUCAGCCUCAUCUUCAUCGCUGUCUACCUCAUCCGCUUCUGCUGCUGCCGGUCCCCCGAACCCCCCGGGGCCAAGAGCCCCCCGCCCGGGGGAGGCUGUGUCACCUGGAGCUGCAUUGCCGCUCUCCUCGUCGGCUGUGCUGGCAUUGGCAUUGGUUUCUAUGGCAACAGCGAGACCAGUGAUGGAGUGUCCCAGCUCAGCGCGGCGUUGCUGCAUGCCAACCACACACUCAGCACCAUUGACCACCUGGUGCUGGAGACCGUGGAGGGGCUGGACAAGGCGGUGCGCUCAGAACUGACCACCCUGGAGGAGGUGCUGACGCCACGCACAGAGCUGGUGGCUGCUGCCCGGGGGGCUCGGCGGCAGGCAGAGGCGGUGGCCCAGCAGCUGCAGGGGCUGGCCUUCUGGCAGGGAGUGCCCCUGAGCCCUCUGCAGGUGGCCGAAGACGUGUCCUUUGUGGAGGAGUACAGGUAUAGGCCAGGGACGCUGUGCCCCAUGCCACAGGGCCAGGACGGCCCUCCACGACAGAGUACUGCAGCGCCCGAGGUGGCUGGCGUACGUCCUCCUGCUGCUCCUGGAGCUCCUGGUCUGCCUCUUCACCCUCCUGGGCCUGGCGAAGCAGAGCAAGUGGCUGGUGGCUGUGAUGACGGCCGUGAGUCUCCUGGUGCUUGUCCUCAGCUGGGGAUCCAUGGGCCUAGAGGCAGCCACGGCUGUGGGUCUCAGCGACUUCUGCUCCAAUCCAGACACUUACGUCUUGAACCUGACCCAAGAGGAGACAGGGCUCAGCUCAGCCAGGCCAUCUCCAACCCCUUCCAGCAGAGGCUGACACUGUCCCAGCGAGCUCUGGCCAACAUCCACGCCCAGCUACAGGGCCUGGAGCGAGAAGCUGCCCCCCAGUUCCCAUCUGCACAGAAGCCUCUGCUGUCCUUGGAGGAGACACUGAAUGUGACAGAGGGAAACUUCCACCAGUUGGUGGCACUGCUGCACUGCCGUGGCCUGCACAAGGGACACUUGGAAGCCUGGAAGGAAGCACACCCUCGUGUACCAGUGGAUUUUGUCUUACUCGCUUCCCCCACCACGAAGACACCAUACCCGAUACCUACAAUGCAGAGGAGGCGUUUACUUUGGCUCCUGGCUACAGAAGUUCCAGCCCACGGUCGGCAGGCUCAAAUGCAGAACAGCAUGGUGGAAGGGCCUGAGUGGAGGAAGCUGCUCACAUCACGGUGGCCAGGAAGCAGAGAGAGGGAGGAGCCAGGCAGGGAGAGGGACCUGUCCACCUCACGCCCCGUGACCUCUCUUCUCUAGGCUCCACCUCCCAACAGCACACUCAGCCACCGAGCUCACCAGUGGAUGAAUCCUCAGAUGAGUACAGCACACCAUGACUCAACCACCCCCCCAAAGCCCUAGCUCAGUUCACACAAGACUGUGGGGGGGGAAUCUAGAUCUAAACCAUAAUAUUCCAACCCAAGCCCCCAAGUCACGUGCCUGUCUUUAUGCAAAAUGCAUUUAUUUCAUCUCUAAGAGUCGCCAAUAUCGUAACAGUCCCAGCAUUACUGAAUAGUCCGAGUCCAAAGUCUUCUCUGAGACUCAAGGCAAACUCUUAGCUGUGAGCCCUUUAAAAAUCAAAAAAGAAGGUUAAAUGCUGCCAAUAUGCAAUGGCAUGGAGUAAACAUCCCCAAUCCAAAAGGGAGAAAUAGGAGGAUGUAAAGAAUGAGAUCAAAGCAAGAUUGAAACCCACCAGGGCAAACACGAAAUCGUGUACCUCUGUGUCCAGCCCCCAGGGCGUUAUAACAAGGUAUGAGCUCCACAGGGCUUGGGCAGCCGUGCCUCUGCAGCACUGCCCAUCGCAGCCCUCAAGAUCUCUAUGUUCCUGCCUGGGACUCACCUCAGAUGAUCCACAUUCCUGGCUUCUCCAGCUUCCUGGGGUCUCCACUGAACUUGUGGCUUCACCCACUGCCCUCUCAGGGGCACACUGCCUGGCCUCCCAGGCCUUCUGAAAUCAAGGUGGAAGCCAUGAGGCUUUGGGAGGACAAACUGGAUCUAAACCAUAACACAUGUAUUCUAAAACCCUGACUGGACUGCUCUCCAGCCUCCUGGCCUAACAGCCUGCACAUACAGGGUCCCCAUGCACCCAAUUCUGUGGCAUUUCACAGACACUACCUCACUCACUUCUCAUAAGAACACAAGGAAUGAACUACUGUUUCAUCCCAUGCUGAAGACCUGAAAAGGGGGGAAGAGUUGAGUGACUUGCUCAAGUCACACAGCUAAGGGGGGCCUGGCAGAGGGCUGCUGGGCUCUCCUUCCUGCCCGCUGCCCAGGCUUGCCCCUCCUCUUCAGGAGUAUCUUCACCCACCCAGCUCAGACCCAGUCCUCUGCCCAGGAGGAGGAGACAUACCUCCCCACCACUCUCCCCACUCUGGCCUGCCCCGGGACAGGGACACCGGAUUCAGCAAACAGGGAGCCCGGCUGUGCUGGGGCCCGCCCACACCCUCCGGGUGGUAUGUACGCUGCACCAUGGCCUGCUGGCUACUGAAAUUCGAAUCCAGAGGCACGGUCUACACCAUAGCACUAACAGGGCACCGAGUCAGCGCUCAGGACUGCAGGGCAUCUGGGCUGGGGAAGGCUGCCGAGGUCCUUGCUCUUUUCCACAAGAGCACACUGGGGCCCAGCACUGCUCUACGGCCCAGGCAAAACUGGGCCACCACACCCAACGCAAGACUGCUUUGUGAAGGGAGGGAAGAGGAUGGGCAGGGGUCUCUGCCCCUCCCUGAUAUACCAUGUGACACUGGGCUUGGACCACGUGACCUGGACCCCAGGUUCCUACAUAUGGCAGCAGUGAGGCUGCACGAGCAGUGAUCAGAGUCCAGAUGGGCUUCAGAAGAAUAGCAGACAGAACUUGCUGGUGGGGUAUGGUGGGAGGUGAGGGAGCACAAAGGGGAUUCGGGGUGGGGAGGCUGUUACUGAUGCCAGGGAAGGGCCCUGUCGGGGGCAGGGACAUCAGGGACAAGGAGAAAGGUUGGCUCUGGAGCCUGAGAGAUGUGGCUCCAACCCCAACUUUUCCCUUCCCAGCCUGUGUGGCUCUGCAAAAGUAGCCUUAUCUGUGCUUCACAGCCGCAGCAUCCAGGGUCUUGGUCUCUGCCCUGCAGGGCUCCUGUGAGGAUGGAAGGGCAUCAUAAGUGUGCCUGCUGCCCUCUGAGCAGGGCUCCUGUGACUGCCAGGUCCUGGCCAUCCUCACCCCUGGCUCAUGGCACAGGAGCCUCUUUCCUGUCCCCCCUUACCCCAUCUGUCCACCCACAGCCAGCAGCUGGUGAUGCUUUCAGACCACGAUCCGAUCAAGGUCUCGCUCCACUUAAAACCCUGCAGUGGCUUCCCCUGCACGCAGAUUAAACUCUAGCUCCCUGGCGUCAAAACUGUCUACCUCCCCACCCCUACCAGCCCAAUGGCCUGCCUGACCAGUGGACCAUCCGCCUAGUUCCUUGUUGGCCCCAUCUCUGCCAGCCUGGUGCCUGAUCUCUCGUGGCCUCUGCAGAGCACUGCGGACUGAUCUCCCGGUCUCACUGCUCGCUGUCGUCUAGAAUGACCUUCUCGGUCUGGGGAGCAUGCCCGAUGCAGGGCAGGUGCUGGUCAGGCCUUGCUCCUGGCUCAGGGUCACGGUUGUCCUGCUGGGUCUGGGCUGGUGGGUGCGGCAACCAGCACUGGCUGCCUGUACCAAGUGAGAGGUCCCUGGCUGUCACCCUCAUGCGAGUCCAAGCCCAGGGACCCAGGGCCCUGGCGACGUGUGUAGACAUGGCUGGCACAACUGUAGGAAGAAGGAUGUCGCUGGCAUCUAGCUGGUAGAGGCCGGGGACACUGCUCAACACCGUAUGCUGCACAGGAUGGAGUACCCAGGCACACUUGGCUUCGGGCACUGGGUGGAGUCACGGCUGGUUCAGCGUCUGAGGGGGCUGCUGUGAAACAGGGUGGGGAGCAGGGGCUGCAGCCCAGCAGAGACCCAGGCCUGUUCAUGCUGAUGACUCUCCACUCUCACACAGCCCUUUGCUGGGGAGGACACUGAGGCGCAGACAGGCGGGGUGACUUGUGCAGCACCACACAGCCAGGCAGAUCAGGUGUGCCCGUGUGCAAGCACUGACACACUCCCUCCG